Fusarium sp. VM40 is the source of this 243-nucleotide messenger RNA. NCBI's taxonomy places the organism in Eukaryota, Fungi, Ascomycota, Sordariomycetes, Hypocreales, Nectriaceae. The record is from the annotation of a GenBank genome assembly.
AUGAUUGACACGUUUGGGAGUCAACUUCUUUGCUUCCUCGCCAGCCUUAACUUGUGCAUUUGCAUCAUAUUCAUCGCGAUAUUUACCUCCAGCAUGCCUCUCAAUCUGCGAUCAUCUCGUCGAACUCUCCUCAACAGCACCCAGCCACCAGAGCAUCCUCAGUCAGACUACCGCAUCGUCCGCUUCACACUAGAUCUUCCCAACGGCCAGACCGGCGCAGGCGAACAGCCAAUGGAGAUAUGA